GGUCAGCUGUUUGUGAAGAGUACUAUUCUGUUAUGUAUCUCUAUGAUUUGAGUGUUAGGAUACGUUGAACGACUCACAUUAUGGAUAGUUCCGACACCAGCGCUAUUCUUUCGGACCCUUCAGAAACGGAUGAAUCCAGUAAACUCUGUUGUUGUUUUGAGGUGUCAGCGGGCGCCAGACCUCCGCCGUGCUCGUGCCCGUUUUCUGUGACCGUGGAGCCCGUGAUGUUUCUGUCUAUGUUCUCCAUCGGUCUCCAGAUGCCUCUGUACACGCAAUACCUGUGGGAUCGGAUCAGUGAAGAUGUAGGUUAUAAUGGCACAAAGGCAGGAGGCUGUAAUGCAUCGACUGUUCAUGACCCUUUAGAGAAGAAAGUCCAGACACUGACUGCCCACUGGAACCUGUACAUCAGUUUGGGUGGAUUUCUUAUUGGCCUGCUUGUGGUUACCUGUCUGGGCCCAUGGAGUGACCGCGCAGGUCGGCGUAUGAUUCUUAUCAUUCCGUCCUUAGGUUUGGCUGUUCAGGCAGGCGUUUAUCUGAUUGUGAUGUAUUUGAAGCUCCCUGUGUUCUGGUUCCUCAUUGGACGGAUUAUUAGUGGCCUCUCUGGUGACUUCAAUGCCAUUUUGGCGGGUUGCUUUUCUUAUGUGGCCGACACGAGUGGCAGGAGCUCACGCACCUUCCGCGUGGCUAUACUAGAAGCUUGUCUGGGAUUGGCUGGCAUGGUUGCGAGUAUCAUCGGAGGACAGUGGCGUCGGGCGCAGGGGUAUAUCAACCCUUUCUGGCUGGUAUUGGCCACAAAUCUAGCAGCGGCCCUCUGCUACCUCUUUGUGCCUGAAUCUGUUACUCGCGAUCCAGAGGCAAGACUCUUCUCCACCAGGCACCAUCGGGCCGUUUACCGCCUCUACACAUCCGAUGAACCGCAGGGACGCAGGACUAAUCUGUGGCUCUACAUAUUCUCAUUCUUUUUGGUGGUGUCUGUACAUUUCGGGUGUAGAGACCUUUAUGUGCUCUACGAGUUGAGUGCUCCGCUUUGCUGGGGUCCUGAGCUGAUAGGAUAUGGCUCCGCGGUCCUGCAACUGACGUACCUCACCAGCCUGAUAGGUCUCCGGUCCAUGCAGUGCUGUCUGGAGGACUCUUGGGUAGCUUUGGUGGCUCUGACCUCGAACAUCAUUGGCUUGAUAGUGAUUUCAGUCUCUGACACCACUGCUCUAAUGUUCACAGGAUAUGGACUUUGUUUUCUUUUUAUGGCCUGUACUCCAGUGCUGAGAUCUAAACUGUCCAAGAUGGUGGACCCUUCAGAACAAGGGACUCUGUUUGCAUCAGUGGCUUGUGUUGAAGGUCUGUGCUCACUUGUAUCUAGUGGGGUUUUUAACUCCAUGUAUCCGGCUACCUUACACAUUAUGAAAGGUUUCCCCUUCGUCUUUGGGGCUUUGAUUCUCUUCAUUCCAGCUGGAGUUAUUGGGUGCUUGGGUUACCAGGAGAAGAGGAGAAACAGCGAAAGCUCUGGGAUAUCCUGAUGAAGAUUUUACUGUAGGCAGCACAAGACUGUGACCACAGC
Molecule: messenger RNA, 1555 nt
Organism: Triplophysa dalaica
Lineage: Eukaryota; Metazoa; Chordata; Actinopteri; Cypriniformes; Nemacheilidae
Gene: slc46a1
Product: solute carrier family 46 member 1
Biological process (GO): transmembrane transport
Cellular component (GO): plasma membrane
Molecular function (GO): transmembrane transporter activity
Source: RefSeq, a predicted model, not a curated record